CGCAAUCCGGGGCGCGACGGAAGUGACGUCCCGGUCCGGCGGCGGCAGGCAGUGGCCGGGCGGAGGGCGGAGGAUGAGGAGCGGAGCAGGCCCCCGUCUGUGAGGCCGCUCCGUGAUGAGCUCCAAGGCCAGGCGGGUGCUGCCCACCCGCCCGGAGCCCCCCAGCGUGGAGCAGAUCUUGGCCGACCUGCAGAGCACCCACCCGGGGGACCCAAUCUUCCUCCUGCCCGGCGAGCCCGGCCCGGAGCACAGCCCCCCCUCAGGCUGCCCCGGCCCUGCUGAGGAGGAGCGGGAGAGGCUGUUCCGGCUGAGCCGCUCCUACGUGGGCAUGAACCAGCAGCUGCAGGCGGCGCAGGAGCGGCUGCGGGCACGGAGGGAGGAGCUGCUGCGGGCACGGGCGGCGCUGGAGCGGGACAUCCUGGGCAUGAGGCAGAGAGCCUGCUGAGCGCUGCCCCCGGCCCGGCGCUGGGCGCUGCCCCCGGCCCGGCGCUGGGCGCUG
Molecule: messenger RNA, 499 nt
Organism: Pogoniulus pusillus (Red-fronted tinkerbird)
Lineage: Eukaryota; Metazoa; Chordata; Aves; Piciformes; Lybiidae
Gene: C41H19orf25
Product: chromosome 41 C19orf25 homolog
Exons: 3
Coding region: 116-445 (109 amino acids)
Source: RefSeq, a predicted model, not a curated record